Molecule: messenger RNA, 2374 nt
Organism: Stomoxys calcitrans (stable fly)
Lineage: Eukaryota; Metazoa; Arthropoda; Insecta; Diptera; Muscidae
Gene: TRAM
Product: translocating chain-associated membrane protein 1
Exons: 1
Coding region: 239-1348 (369 amino acids)
Biological process (GO): protein insertion into ER membrane; SRP-dependent cotranslational protein targeting to membrane, translocation
Cellular component (GO): endoplasmic reticulum membrane
Source: RefSeq, a predicted model, not a curated record
CUGCGUGGCAUUUUCUCAAACAAAUAAUUUGACGUGUUUGACGAAGACGGAAAGAAAACGAUAGCACUUCCAACGUAACAAGAAUUAAAAGCUAUACUGGGAUAGUUGGAGAGCAGCGGUGGAGCUGUGGAUACACGAGAAAAAAGGGAAACAAAAACAAUAAGAAAUUCCAGCAUUGCAUUGUAUUAACAAUUAAAAAAGCGUGAAAUUGCAAUUGAAUCGAAUAGUGCAGACCACCAUGGCCAUUAAACCAAUCAACUUGGGACGUAAGAACACAAAUAAAAACCCACCCAUAUUAAGCCAUGAAUUUGUUAUACAAAACCAUGCCGACAUCAUCUCAUGUGUGGCCAUGAUCUUCGUCUUGGGUUUGAUGGACGAGACAACUGCCCCCUUUGCCAGCGCCUUCAUAUCGUUGCACCACAAUGUGAGUGGCGAGGAGCCGACACGUGAACAGCCCUUGGGCAAAGCUUUCACCUAUGUGGCAGGUAUUAAGGAUUAUUGUGCCGUCUUCUUCUACACCCUUACGUGCAUCAUCAUGCAUGCCAUCAUUCAGGAAUUUGUUUUGGACAAAAUCUCCCGCAAGUUGCACUUGUCCAAAUACAAGCUAUCGCUGUUCAAUGAGAGCGGCCAGUUGGUGGUGUUCUAUGUGAUGUCUUUCCUGUGGGGAGCCAAUGUGAUGCUGAAGGAGGGCUAUUUGAGCAAAUUCUCUUUGCUGUGGGACGACUAUCCCAACCAUCCCAUGUCAUUCCUGCACAAGUUCUAUUUCAUCAUACAAUUGGCCUACUAUCUGCACAUGCUGCCUGAAUUGUAUUUCCAGAAGGUCAAGAAGGAGGAUCAACAGCCCAAGAUUAUACAUUCCGUGUGUGGUUUCUCCAUCAUCUGUUUGGCCUAUACUUUUGGCUUCCAGCGCAUUGCCUUGGUGAUAUUGACCUUGCACUAUUUGUCCGAGACCUUUGCCCAUAUCUUCCAGUUGAUUGGCGUCUUCGAUCGUGAUGAGAAAAUGGCCAGUGUACGCAUUGUCAACAAUGCGGUCUUUGUCUUUGUGCGCUUCACCUCCAUGGUCAUUGGUGUUUUGGCUUUGUACUAUGGUGUCAUUGCCAGUUCUGCCAGCAAAUUGAGAGGUUAUUUGGGACUGUUUGCCCUUUUGGGUUUGCAGUGCUAUUUCAUUUUCUCCUUCAUCACCGAACAAUUGAAGGCCACGCGUGAGGCUAAGCAGCAAACCAAACCAGCGGCCACACAAAAGAAGAAGACACCCAAGGAGAAGACGAAACGUAGCAAGCGUGAGUCCGAUUUACCUGAAGCUGAUCAAUCGCCCAGCGCUCCUGCCAAUAAGGUGAAGACUAAGUAAGCGACAGAGAGAAAGAUAAGUAACAAGCCGGCCACUAGUAAUACUUUUAACAUAGAAGAAGAAGAAAAAGAGGCACAACUCAAUAAAGCGAUGACAACACCAUAAGAAGGAAAACUACAAGACACGAAACAGUUCAAAUGAUGACCAUUUUUAUUGUAAUAAUGGCAAAGCUUUUUUCCACCAACAAUUUUACAAUUUUGCUCAACCAACAGCAUUUGAAAAUGACCCUCCAUUCCCUGCCACCCUCCCCCCCCCCCCACACAAUGCAACACGCUUCGAUUGUGCCGAAUUUUAUUUUCGUGCACUUAGUCUAAUACACAACUGUAAGAAUUCCUCCUUACUUUUUAAAGUAAGGACUCUCAGCAAGUCUGGCAAGCAAGAGCAUUUAAGGCAAUUUUCGAUUUAAUUUUUUUUUACACAAGAAAAUCAAACAAAAAAAAACAAACAAUACAAACAGUUGAGAAGAGCAAGAAAUCUUAUUUUUAAUAUGUAUGUAAAUUGUUAAACUAUUUUUAAACUUAAACAAACAAGAAAAAAAAACGAAAAACAAAAACAACUUCCAAACAUUCUAACAUCAACACGUACAUGCUCACACACACACAAACAAAACGACUUUAAUUUAUACAAAAAAAAAAAAAAACAGAAAACUUAAAAAUAAAAAUCAAAAUAUUGUAUUUUUUUAUAUUAAAUUUAUUGUAAAAACAGACUUUUUUUUCAUUUUUUUGUUUGCAGAUAAUUUGAUUGAAGAUGGAGUUUUUUUCCUUUUUUCGUUUUUUUUUUUACAAAUAUUUUUUUUAUUACAAAUCUAUAAAAAGUAUAUAUUUUUAUAUAAGCUUAAAAAAGUGAAAAAUAAAAUUUUCUUUUCAUUGUGUCUAUGUUAGGUAUAUAUAUUUCUUUAAAAACAAACUUUUUUUGUUGAUGAAAAUUUUCCUACGAGUUUAACUUGGCUGAAAUUUUGCGCGCGCAUUAAAAAAAUCUUUGAAUAUUAAUUUAAAAAUAAAAUAUUUUUUUAUAUAAAACACUUAA